This is a messenger RNA of Sphaerulina musiva SO2202, 1890 nucleotides long. RefSeq names its product diphthamide biosynthesis protein. The record is from RefSeq and is a predicted model, not a curated record. The annotation marks the transcript as partial. Gene Ontology annotation, molecular function: 2-(3-amino-3-carboxypropyl)histidine synthase activity. Gene Ontology annotation, biological process: protein histidyl modification to diphthamide. Lineage: Eukaryota; Fungi; Ascomycota; Dothideomycetes; Mycosphaerellales; Mycosphaerellaceae. The transcript has a single exon.
CAUGGCCCACAGUGCUCCCAUCCUGUCGACCCCCGCAGAACACAUUCUCCAAGAACCCACUCCACAGGUCGUGCAGUCCCGCGAACAAGGCGUAUUAUCCGAAGAACAACUAUAUCUGCAGUAUGAAAUCAAGCGCACCAUCAGCGAAAUCCGUGCAGGCCAAUGGAAACGCAUCGCUCUCCAAUUUCCCGAUGACAUGUUGGUAGAUGCCCCGCGAGUGUUUGAACGAUUGCGAGAUGGGUUGAAGCACGAGAGAGCCGCGCGAGCAGCAGCAGCAGCAUCAGAAAACGAAGACGAAAAAAAUGAAGAAAAAGAGGAAAAAGUGUGCAUCCUCGGCGACACGUCGUACGGGUCCUGUUGCGUCGACGAGGUAGCCGCCGAGCACACCGACGCCGAUGUGGUUGUGCAUUAUGGUCGAGCAUGCCUCUCCCCAACCGCUCGUUUACCCGUCAUUUACGUUUUCACGGCCAAAUCGCUGCAUCUGGAUGCCGUGGUGGCGAGUUUCAAGGAGACAUACCCCCCCUCAUCGCAAGCAGAGGAGAAAGUGUGUUUGAUGGCCGAUAUUCCCUAUUCGCAUCACUUGGACGAAUUACAUCGCAGACUCACGGAAGAAGAAGGCUAUGGGCACAUUUUCAAAACUUCCAUUAUUCACGAUCCUGCAUCUUUGAUUCCGAAUCGGACCACACCAGUCACUACCACUGGAGAAGGAGGGGAAGGGGGAGGAAGCGAUGAAGCUGCUGCCAGUGCUGCUCUAAAAGAAUACUCCAUUUUCCACAUUUCCGAACCCCCGACUUCCCUCCUCCUCAUCCUCUCCUCCCGCAUCAAAUCCCUCCACAUCUUCCCCACCACCACCCCUGCCUCUUCCUCUUCCUCUCCCUCUUCUUCCUCUGACUCCCCUCCACCACCAACCCACCUCGCCUCCACAACCACCACCCCCCUCCUCCGACGACGCUACGCCCUCAUAACCCGCCUCUCCACAAUCCCCAUUUUCGGGAUCCUCAUCAACACCCUCUCCGUCUCCCACUACCUCCUGGCCCUCCAACACUGCCAACACCUAAUCCGCGCCUCCGGCAAAAAAAGUUAUACCUUUGUCGUAGGAAAAAUUAAUGCGGCCAAACUGGCCAAUUUUUCCGAAAUUGGGGGUUGGGUCGUGAUUGGGUGUUGGGAAAGUUCGCUCCUGGAGAAUGGGAGCAAAGAGUUUUUUCGUCCGGUUAUUACGCCGUGGGAAUUGGAGGUCGCGUUGAUGAGGGAUGGGGAGAGGGUUUGGGGGGGAGAGUGGGUGGGGGAUUUUGGGGAGGUUUUGGAGAGGGGGAGGGGGAAGAAGAAGAAAUUUGAAGAUGGGGAGGGGGAUGGGGAUGUUGAUCAUGAAGGUCUCACGGAAGAAGACGAAGAAGAAGAAUCCUCCUCCGACUCGGAAUCCUCCCCACCAGACUUUGAUCUCCGAACAGGACAAUACGUCUCUCAUUCUCGACCCAUGGGUCAUCCUCGUCGUCGUCAACAACAUUCCCAACCCAACCCCCAACUUCCAUCCACAUCCACAACAACAACAACCCAACUAACCCACCACCCCAAAACCUCUUCAGCUCUAACAACCACACCCUUCCACAUCAACGGCCACCUCUCCCCCGCAGCAGAAUAUCUCUCUUCACAACGGACGUGGACAGGGUUAGGAAGUGAUUUUUCUCAUUCUUCUCAUUCUCAUCAUGCAGAUGCAGAUGCAGAUGGAGCAUCAAUUGCAUAUGAACGGGAUGAAAAUGGAAAAAUUCGAGGGGCGGAAAUGGAGGAGGGGAGAAAGGGGGUGGCCAAGGGGUAUCGAGUUGGAGAUGGAGAUGAUGGGAGGGAGGGGUGAUGGGAGAAGAAGAUGAAGAUGACGAGAGAAAAGAAUAAGAG